AUGCUGAUGAUCCUGGCCCGAUUGGUUCGCUCAGAAAGCUUCUGGGCGGCCGUUAAGGACUGGACCGAGUACGUGGACGGCAAUGGGCGCCCCUACUAUUACAACUCGGGCAUGAUGCUGGCCGAGCUCAACGCUUCGCGCGCACGCGAGCAGAGUGAGCGGGAGAGUCAGGCCAGGUUCUUGGGCUUCAUGGGCGUCCCCAAGUGA
This is a messenger RNA of Emiliania huxleyi CCMP1516, 207 nucleotides long. RefSeq lists its product as hypothetical. Bases 1 to 207 code for a protein of 68 amino acids. The transcript has 3 exons. Lineage: Eukaryota; Haptophyta; Isochrysidales; Noelaerhabdaceae. The record is from RefSeq and is a predicted model, not a curated record.